UAGUCACGAAAAAGAAUCGAUGUUUCUCCACCUCUAUUUCUGGCAUCGGCAAUUAUUUUCUUUAGUUUAUUUUUUUGUUCCCCGAAUCGCUUGUGCUCGUGCUGUCGCCCCAAAAGCGAUGUGCUGACCAUUGGAGCAGGCGACUCGCUGGAGGAUUUGCAGCAGGAUUCGUGAUUUUCGAUUUUUGAUCAUCAAUCGCCGUUUCCCCAGUCGCGUCCGCUGCUAUGCGUCUGUGUGCGUGCCCGUGUCCGUGCGUUUGCCUGUGUGUGUGAGCUAGUGAGAUCGGGAAGAAGUUGUUGUUUUUGUUGCUGUCGCUGUUGUUGUUGCUGGAGUUGCCGUUGCCAUCGUUUGUUGUUUGUGCAUUUUCCAUUGUCGGGCGAGCAACAACUAAAACAACAAAAACAAGAAAAAAGGGCGGUAAAAGGCCAGAAAUUUGGAGCACGGGAAAUCUGAGUCGUUGAAGAUGUUCUCGAAGAAGAAAAAGAAACCGCUGAUCUCGAUGCCCAGCAAUUUUGAGCAUCGUGUGCACACCGGAUUCGAUAAGCGGGAAAACAAAUACGUUGGCCUGCCGCUGCAAUGGGCCUCGAUUGUGGGCAACAAUCAGAUCCUCAAGUCCUCGAAUCGCCCCUUGCCGCUGGUCGAUCCCUCGGAGAUUACGCCCACUGAGAUCCUCGACCUGAAGACCAUUGUGCGUCCGCAUCACAACAACAACAAGGCGGACACCACCUCGCUCAACAGCAGCAGCACCAUGAUGAUGGGCCCCAUGGCUCCCAAUCCCAUGGCACCCGGUUCGCAUGGGCUGAUGAAUCCGCAGGGCAUGAUGUUGCCACCAGAAACGGGCGGCAUAAUCCUGCCGAAGACCUCACAUGUGGCCAGAUCGAAUUCGCUGCGGAGCUCCAGUCCGCCGAGAGUACGCCGGGUGGCCAAUGUGCCGCCAUCGGUGCCCGAGGAGGAAGGUCCGCCGUCGGCAGCUGGAGGUGGUCUUGGUGGCGGCGGCGGCAGUGGCGGCUUUAAGCCACCCGGUGCCCAUCCCUCCCUGCUCUACACCAGUCAGCACGCCAAUGGAGCAACCGGACCGCUGGCCGUGCGCACGGAUCAGACCAACCUGCAGCAGUAUCGCAGCAACCUGGCCAUCCCGUCAUCCGGCUCCAUUCCCCACCAGCAGCAACAGCAGCAGCAGCAGACCUCGCCCGUCGGCUCGGUGGCCAGUGGCACGCGAUCGAACCACUCGCAUACGAACAAUGGCAACAGCGGCAGCUAUCCCCUGUAUCCCACAAGCCAACAGCAACAGCAGCAGCUGCAGCAGCAGGCCAAACAGGCCGGCGAUCAGAACCAAAACCCCUUGCAUCCGCACGCCCAUCCGCACCAGCACCUGGCCAAGUCAGCAUCGAGGGCCUCCAGUUCGAGCGGCGGAGCGAGCAGUGCUGCCCAGCAGGCGGCGGCAGGAGCGGCCGGUCAGCCGAAGCAGGACCAGCGCCUGACCCACGAACAGUUCCGUGCCGCCCUGCAAAUGGUGGUCUCCGCCGGAGAUCCGCGCGAGAACCUCGACCACUUCAACAAAAUAGGCGAAGGCUCAACGGGCACGGUUUGCAUAGCCACAGACAAAUCUACAGGUCGCCAGGUGGCCGUGAAGAAGAUGGACCUGCGCAAACAACAGCGACGAGAGCUGCUCUUCAACGAGGUGGUCAUCAUGCGCGACUACCAUCAUCCCAAUAUCGUGGAGACGUACUCCAGCUUUCUGGUCAACGAUGAGCUCUGGGUGGUGAUGGAGUACCUCGAGGGCGGGGCUCUCACCGACAUUGUCACCCAUUCGCGGAUGGACGAGGAGCAGAUAGCCACCGUCUGCAAGCAGUGCUUGAAGGCUUUGGCCUAUUUGCACUCACAGGGCGUCAUCCAUCGCGACAUCAAGUCGGACUCGAUUCUGCUGGCCGCCGAUGGACGGGUCAAGCUGUCGGACUUUGGAUUCUGCGCCCAGGUGUCCCAGGAGCUGCCGAAGCGCAAGAGUCUCGUGGGCACGCCGUACUGGAUGUCGCCGGAGGUGAUUUCCCGCCUGCCCUACGGACCCGAGGUGGACAUCUGGUCGCUGGGCAUCAUGGUCAUCGAGAUGGUCGACGGCGAGCCGCCCUUCUUCAACGAACCGCCGCUGCAGGCGAUGCGUCGCAUCCGCGACAUGCAGCCGCCGAACCUGAAGAACGCCCACAAGGUAUCGCCGCGCCUGCAGUCCUUCCUCGACCGGAUGCUCGUCCGGGAUCCGGCGCAGCGAGCCACCGCCGCCGAGCUGCUGGCCCAUCCCUUCCUGCGUCAGGCGGGACCGCCGUCGCUGCUCGUGCCGCUGAUGCGCAAUGCCCGACACCAUCCGUAGAUGGCGGCGGAAGCCCACACCCACACCGACACCCACAGGACGCCGACCAAUCCAGAAGAUUGGAGAAGCAAACAGCAAACAAAAUGAAAUGGAACACAUUCCCUAGCCGUGGGCAUCCAUCGAUCGAACUCUAGUAUUAACAUUCAGUUUGGCAACUGUACUUAUUCCCGAAACCCCCUCGAAACGUUGUAAAGUCAUUUAAGCCAGCACACCCACAUUUUAGCCACCAUUCCCACAAACGAACACUCGAGGUUUCCGAAGAGAACGCAAUGUGCCUUUCACCCGCCUCAAAACAAAAUAAAAAAAAUGGAAGAAUCGCAUCCAGAACAUCGUUCGGAACGAGAUCGAUAUACAUAUAGCAUUUAUCUGCCCGAGGACCGAAAUCGGCCCUUUGAACACAUUUAUAUAUAUGAUAAUUUCUGCAUUUUGCUCUCUCUUCUUGUCAAUAUUAAUUUGUGUGUGCGCGUGUUUGAUUUUUUUUAACCAGCCCAUAAACAUUGUUCGAAUAUAUAUACGCUAAGAGAUAAUGUUAAAAAUCUAUAUAUAUAUAUAAACACAUAUAUUUUUUAUAAAAACAAAACGUAGCCCUAAGUAAAGCGAAACAACGAAGGUGUGAAUCGAAAAGAGACGGAAGCGUUGGCGCCGAAAACGAGAGAGAAAGAGAUAGUUGAAAGGGCAUUCGAAAUGAUUUGGACAUAUCUUUAGGGCCUAAAAAACAGUUACAAAGGCCACGUUAAUGCAUCUGAUACAUAACUGUGUGACAUGUUAACUCUUCAGACCAACUAUACAUACAUAUAAACUCAUUCCCGAUUUCGAAAAUAUUUUAGAUCUUUUAGCUUACAUUCUUUGUUCUGUUUUUUGAUUAAACCCGUGUAAUUAUUAAUUAAUGAAUAAACAUAAACGCAAAAAUGUU
This is a messenger RNA of Drosophila ficusphila, 3275 nucleotides long. RefSeq names its product serine/threonine-protein kinase PAK mbt (gene mbt). Gene Ontology annotation, biological process: regulation of MAPK cascade; protein phosphorylation; intracellular signal transduction. Gene Ontology annotation, molecular function: protein serine/threonine kinase activity; ATP binding. The record is from RefSeq and is a predicted model, not a curated record. Lineage: Eukaryota; Metazoa; Arthropoda; Insecta; Diptera; Drosophilidae. Gene Ontology annotation, cellular component: cytoplasm.